AUGCAGGAACGAAAACUACGACCGGGUGAGCUCGUUGGCAUCGGCGCCUUGGCCGGUGUCAUCGAACUCUGCAUUCAACAACCGACAAUUUAUUUCAAGAACCAAAUUCAACGGAGCGCUGAAAUAGUCUUUCGCCCAAGCCACUGGUACAGAGGGCUCUUCGUGAAUGCAGCGAGCAUUGCCCCGAUCACGGGUAUCCAGUUUGCGGGGACCGGCAUUGGUCGCAACUUCUUUGCUGCGCGGCACGCGGACGCUGGCUCCGACACUGGUCUCUCCAAUGGGGAAAAGAUUGCAGCGGCGUGCUUUGGCGGUGCGCUCUCCGCAACGGUAAGUUCGCCCGCGGAACUCGUCAUGAUUCAGCAACAAAAACGCGGGACAACCCUCGUUUCAGAGUUCGUGAACGUUGCUCGGCAGGGGCCGUUCAGACUCUACAAGGGGUUUCUCGCCACCGCUAUUCGAGAGGGUAUCUACACGGGGGGUUAUUUAGGGCUUGCUCCAGUUCUUCGGGCCGAAAUUGAGGCGCGAACAGGUGGACCAGGCGUGGUCGCAUUCGCAUCCAGCGGCAUCAUCGCUGGGGUUGUUGCGGCGUCCGCUUCGCAGUGGGCGGAUACCAUCAAGACCAUCCAGCAGGCAGAUAUUCCCCACCCGGGCGAUCCAAAUGAAACACCGGAUGUCGGGAAGCGUUAUAGAAAUUUCUUCCAAACCGCUCGAAAAGUGUACCAGGAGAAACAAAGUAUCCGCUUCUUUUUUUCGGGACUCGUGCCGCGAGGCAUCCGCACCGUUGGCGCAGUGUUUAUCCUGAACCUGGCGGGCGAUAUGCUGAUUAAAGUGUAUGGCGGGCUUACGAAAACGGUAUUCAUUCCCUGA
Molecule: messenger RNA, 867 nt
Organism: Cyanidioschyzon merolae strain 10D
Lineage: Eukaryota; Rhodophyta; Bangiophyceae; Cyanidiales; Cyanidiaceae
Product: carnitine carrier Crc1p
Exons: 1
Coding region: 1-867 (288 amino acids)
Biological process (GO): mitochondrial citrate transmembrane transport
Source: RefSeq, a predicted model, not a curated record